AUGACAGACGCCUCAGAACCCAUGAUAGGUUCCAACCCCAGAAACGGGUUCAUAAAGGCACCAAAUUUGGCGGUUAACGGCGGUAUGGCUGUUGGUGGUACGGAACCUUCUAUUAGAAGGAAAAAAAGACCGUGGUGGAGGAGGAAAAAUAAAACUAUGCUGGCAACACUUGUUGUUCUUCUGGUUGCGGUUACUGCAGGGGUUUGGACGAUUGUCUUUUUGCAAAUUGGCGGGGGAUGCAGUUCUGGACCUCAAAAACCAAUAUGCCUUACCGAGGACUGUAUCAAAACAGCCUCAACCCUAUUAUCAGCAAUGGAUCACACAGCCGAUCCUUGCGAAGACUUUUUUCGUUACGCCUGCGGCUCCUGGAACAAAAAACACGUCAUACCCGAAGACAGGAGCUCAAUCAGCACUUUUGAAGUUUUAGCUGACCAGCAACAGCUGAUCCUCAAAGGUGUCCUCGAAGAACCGAUCGGUGAAGACGACAACCAGGCCACGAUUAAGGCCAAAACAUUCUACAAAUCCUGCGUUGAUAUACAACAAAUCAGAAAAAUCGGUGACGGUCCACUCAGAAAUGUCAUAACAUCAUUGGGAGGUUGGCCGGUGUUAGACGACAAUUGGCAACUACCAAAUUUCACCCUAGAAACCCUUCUAGGGCGCCUCAGAUCUGAUUACAGCGAACCCAUUCUGAUAGAAUUGUACGUGGGAGCCGAUGACAAGAAUUCUUCUGCACACAUCAUCCAGCUCGACCAGCUUGCAUUGGCACUUCCAUCGAGAGACUACUAUCUUAAAAACAGCAGCGAGGGCGAUUUACAAGCUUAUCAUCGGUACAUGACGCAAGUUGCAAUUUUGAUGGGAGCUAAUCCGUGA
This is a messenger RNA of Ctenocephalides felis (cat flea), 870 nucleotides long. Its product is annotated as neprilysin-1-like. The transcript has 5 exons. The coding region runs from base 1 to 870 and encodes 289 amino acids. Gene Ontology annotation, cellular component: plasma membrane. Lineage: Eukaryota; Metazoa; Arthropoda; Insecta; Siphonaptera; Pulicidae. Gene Ontology annotation, biological process: protein processing. Gene Ontology annotation, molecular function: metalloendopeptidase activity. The record is from RefSeq and is a predicted model, not a curated record.